Cyprinodon tularosa is the source of this 2943-nucleotide messenger RNA. RefSeq names its product protein kinase C, zeta (gene prkcz). The record is from RefSeq and is a predicted model, not a curated record. Gene Ontology annotation, molecular function: protein serine/threonine kinase activity; protein binding; ATP binding. Bases 203 to 2029 code for a protein of 608 amino acids. Gene Ontology annotation, biological process: protein phosphorylation. The transcript has 18 exons. NCBI's taxonomy places the organism in Eukaryota, Metazoa, Chordata, Actinopteri, Cyprinodontiformes, Cyprinodontidae.
ACUUGGUCCCUGAAGCUUCUAAUGAGCCUCAAACAGCAGAAAAACUUCCAAGCAGCUUUUCAAACUUUAAAGAAGUCGGAAGCAAACGGCGGAGCAAAGCUUCGGCAUGAAAAAGCCGCUCCUAGGAAGUAACGGCUAGUUGGAGACUUUUGGCCGUGUCCAGUUUGGGUCGGGCUGCCGGGAGGUGAACCGAACUCUAACGAUGCAUGUGCUGCAGGCCAACGGAUCCAUUAUGGACCUGAACUCCGACUGGGUGAAGGUUAAAGCCCACUACCGAGGGUACAUGUUGAUCACUGACAUGCCAUCUUCAGUGAGCUUCGUGGAGCUGUGUGAGGAAGUGAAAACAAUGUGCAGCGUUGCUAGGCAACAACCCAUCACUCUGAAGUGGAUCGACGAUGAAGGAGAUCCUUGCACCAUCUCCUCUCAGAUGGAGCUGGAAGAGGCGCUUCGGAUUUACAGCAGAACCAAGAGAUCUGGACUCCUGCUGCAUGUUUUCCCCAGCAUCCCGGAGCGGCCAGGCAUGCCCUGCCCAGGAGAAGACAAGUCAAUCUACCGCCGCGGCGCCAGAAGAUGGAGGAAGCUCUACCGAGUGAACGGACACCAUUUCCAGGCCAAGCACUUUAACAGGAAAGCCUACUGUGGCCACUGUGGUGAGCGGAUAUGGGGGCUGGGCGGGCAGGGCUACAAGUGUAUCAGCUGCAAACUGUUGGUCCAUAAGCGCUGUCACAGACUCUUUCCUCAGACCUGCCAAAGGCUUAUGGAUCCAGCCAUGCCAUCGCAGGAGCCCCCUUCAGACGCCAGGAGUGAGGAGGUGGACCUUCCACCGGACGAUGCAGAGGACACGGAUGGGAUAUCUUUUCUGCCACACAACCGUGCGGUGGAUAAACGGGAAGAAACGGAUACCGAGGACUCGGACCUGAAUCCCCUGCAGGACAUCAAGGAUGUGGUGGACGGCAUUGAUGGCAUUAAGUUGUCGCAGGGCACCACUCUAGGUCUGAGUGACUUUGAACUGAUCCGGGUGAUUGGGCGAGGAAGCUACGCCAAGGUCCUACUGGUCCGGCUGAAGAAGAAUGAGCAAAUUUAUGCCAUGAAAGUGGUUAAAAAGGAGCUCGUCCACGACGAUGAGGAUAUCGACUGGGUGCAGACAGAGAAGCAUGUGUUCGAGCAGGCGUCCACCAAUCCAUUCUUAGUCGGCCUCCACUCCUGUUUCCAGACAGAAAGUCGGUUGUUCCUGGUGAUCGAAUACGUGAACGGCGGAGACUUGAUGUUUCAUAUGCAACGACAGAGGAAGCUUCCGGAGGAACACGCCAGAUUUUAUGCAGCAGAAAUCUGCAUCGCGCUGAACUUCCUUCAUGAGAAGGGCAUCAUUUACCGAGAUCUGAAACUGGACAACGUUCUGUUGGACCACGAAGGACACAUUAAGCUCACGGACUACGGCAUGUGCAAGGAGGGGAUCAGACCAGGGGACACCACCAGCACUUUCUGUGGAACCCCCAACUACAUCGCACCUGAGAUCCUCAGAGGAGAGGACUACGGCUUCAGCGUGGACUGGUGGGCUCUGGGUGUGCUGAUGUUCGAGAUGAUGGCUGGAAGAUCUCCGUUUGAUAUUAUUACAGACAAUCCUGACAUGAACACAGAGGAGUACCUCUUCCAAGUUAUCCUCGAGAAGCCCAUUCGCAUCCCAAGGUCCCUGUCGGUUAAAGCUGCCAGCGUGCUCAAAGGCUUUCUAAACAAGGAUCCCAAGGAGCGCCUGGGUUGCCAGGUCCAAACAGGCUACACAGAUAUCAAGUCACACACAUUUUUCCGCAGUAUAGACUGGGACCAGCUGGAAAAGAAAGAGAUGACGCCGCCCUUCAAACCUCAAAGCUCUGAUGAGUUUGGCUUGGAAAACUUUGACACGCAGUUUACCAACGAACCAGUGCAGCUAACGCCAGACGAUGAGGACGUAAUCAAGAGGAUAGACCAGUCAGAGUUCGAGGGAUUUGAAUACAUCAACCCCCUGCUGCUAUCAGCAGAAGAGUCCGUAUGAAGGAGAGAGCAGCUUCCUCUUUCGCCCACCUUCUGUCUGUCCAAGCAGCCGUCCUCGCCGAAAAUAAAACCACCAGAAGCCAACUGUGGAAGGCAAGGAGGACGCCCAACUCACCGCAGGAACGUGAAGGCCAACAAACGGGAGAGAUUCCUGCCUGGACUAUUGGAUGGUUUUACCGAGUAGCAGACUCUCCAGUCUGUCAUAGUUUUUAGGUGGAAAACAAACCCUGGACUACGAGGAUGCCCCGGACCUUCUGUUGUCCUCUUCCCUUCUUUUUCUUUCUGACCUUUUCCAUCCUUAAAUCAAAGCACGACCAGCUCUUUCAUGCCUGAACAGAAACCUGUUAUUCUGUGCCUGCCAUCAUCAAAACAUCUCAGCCCAUCUUACAUCCUGGGAUGAACAGGAGAGUUCUCUGAAAGAUGAUUUUAACUGCACUUUUUCUUUAUUUCUGUUUUAUAUCUUGUAGAUGGGGCCACGCCUCAGACCAAGCAAGAAUGUACGAUGACAAAAUAAAAAAAAAUUAAGUUAUUAUGUAUUAUAAUGUAGGAAGAAAAUCCUAAAUUGACAAUGCCUUUUAAUGAUGUAAAUGACACAUUCUCAUUGGCGCCACCAGGUUCUUUUUUUAAUCUUUUCUGAUCGUCUGUGACUAAACGUGGGACGCUAACGGGGAGAUGAGUUUUAUUGAAGAAGUGCCUCAAAGAUCAAAUUAAUUCUGUCUCUUAUUGCUCCAACUACACUUCCUUAACCCAUCAUGGCGUCACUAAACCCAAACAAAGACCUCUUGCUUUCAGUUCAGACAUCAGUGGAACCCUUCGGAGGUGAUUGUCUCUCAGGAGAAUCAGGACAAGACUAGACGCAUAACAUGAGAGCUUUAUGUGUCCUUAAUAUGUAAAAAAAAAAAAAAAAAAACUUGU